Balaenoptera acutorostrata (minke whale) is the source of this 893-nucleotide messenger RNA. RefSeq names its product B9 domain containing 1 (gene B9D1). NCBI's taxonomy places the organism in Eukaryota, Metazoa, Chordata, Mammalia, Artiodactyla, Balaenopteridae. Bases 87 to 797 code for a protein of 236 amino acids. Gene Ontology annotation, biological process: cilium assembly. The transcript has 7 exons. Gene Ontology annotation, cellular component: MKS complex. The record is from RefSeq and is a predicted model, not a curated record.
UCCCGCUUCCCAGAAACUUGUCUCGCGCGCCACGCCGUCCGUCUCCAGGGCAACCCGGCUCCUCCUAGCAACCGCGCAGCCCUGCUAUGGCGGCUGCGGGUCCCAGUGUCUUCCUGCUCAUGGUCAACGGGCAGGUGGAGAGCGCCCAGUUUCCUGAGUAUGACGAUCUCUACUGCAAGUACUGUUUCGUGUACGGCCAGGACUGGGCCCCCACGGCGAUGGUGAAGGAAACAGCUCUCCCAGCUGCUGCCCAGAGAGGGGAGGGGCGUGGUAGCCCGGAACUGGGACACUGGCUGUCACUGUCGUCCUCGCAGGGGCUGGAGGAGGGCAUCUCACAGAUCACAUCCAAGAGCCAGGAUGCGCGGCGCGCGCUGGUGUGGAACUUCCCCAUCGACGUCACCUUUAAGAGCACCAACCCCUACGGCUGGCCGCAGAUCGUGCUUAGCGUAUAUGGGCCGGACGUGUUCGGGAACGACGUGGUCCGAGGCUACGGGGCGGUGCACGUGCCCUUCUCACCCGGACGGCACAAAAAGACCAUCCCCAUGUUUGUCCCAGAAUCUGUGUCUAAACUGCAAAAGUUUACCAGCUGGUUCAUGGGACGGCGGCCCGAGUACACAGACCCCAAGGUGGUGGCUCAGGGGGAAGGCCGGGAAGUGACCCGCGUCCGCUCCCAGGGCUUCGUCACUCUCCUCUUCAACGUGGUGACCAAGGACAUGAGGAAGCUGGGCUAUGACACCGGGCCUCCGGACACACAGGGGGUCUCGGGGCCCAGCACGCCCCAGGGCCUCCCCCGGUGAAGGCAUCUGCCCCCUGGGACGGCCCAGCGACCCACCUGCCUGACCUGCCUCGGGGGUGGCGGGUGUUUGUGUAAUAAAGUGUCCCCUUUUCACAGA